Molecule: messenger RNA, 1795 nt
Organism: Spodoptera exigua (beet armyworm)
Lineage: Eukaryota; Metazoa; Arthropoda; Insecta; Lepidoptera; Noctuidae
Source: the annotation of a GenBank genome assembly
CCCGGGCCGCCGCCGACGCCGACACGCGCCCGCCACGCCGACGAUCGACGAAAACUAGGCGAGGCACCGCCUCCGGAAUGUACGGCAAUGCGGCUCCGCUGACGGAUCGAUAGCCCGGACAACGGUGUACACACGCGCACUGGCGACACGCUGUCAGCGAGGCUGCCGCGGACUGGUCGGAAAGAGCACGACACGAGCGAUCGAUGCUCUCUUCCUCGCUCAGGAAAGAGAUGAACACAUAUUGCGCAUGUAGGCGCGUCUUGCGGAAGAAAAAUUUCACAGCUGAUAACUAAAUAGUUCCGCAUGCCACCACUGGGUGGCGCGCUAAUGAUAACAACGUGUAAAACGUCACAGCUGUCAAAUCAGUCAAGUGUCAAACCGGCUCGCUCAUGCUCACUCGCUGAAAGUCACCAUUCAGUUGAAAUUGUUUAUUAAUAUUCUGUUUGGAAAUUCUACAUUAAUCUUUAAAUAUCAGUGAUUUUUCAAAUCGGAAUUACACAGAAUGUCUUUUAAAGUGAUAACAAGAUCGGUAAAAACUUUAAGUUAUGUUGGGAGUUACAAGAAAAUCAGGGAUAGACCGUACAGACUAUUCUGUGCUGCAAUACUGGGCACAGGGUAUGUAGCAUACAGCCAGUAUAGGAAAAAUAAAGUUGAAAUGAAGGAGAUAAUACAACUGAAGAACUACAUGGCUGAGCCCAUCACACCUAUUGAACAACUGGAACAGAACAGUGAUGACAUGAAGACACAGAUGGAACUACUCAUCAUGAGGAUACAGGCUGAAUUUUGUAAGGCCCUUGAGAAAGAAGAGGAUGAGGAAGCCAAAUUCAAAGUGGACAGAUGGCUUCGUAAGGAAGGCGGUGGCGGGAUCUCGUGCGUAUUACAAGAUGGCAGAGUCUUCGAGAAGGCAGGAGUUAACAUCUCUGUUGUGUCUGGCACCUUACCACCAGCGGCUGUGCAACAAAUGAGGAGCAGAGGUAAGAACCUCCAGAACUCUGAGCUGCCAUUCUUCGCGGCUGGCGUGAGCGCCGUGAUCCAUCCGCGCAACCCCAUGGUCCCCACCAUACACUUCAACUACCGCUACUUCGAAGUACAGGAUAAAGAUGGAGUACAAUGGUGGUUCGGCGGUGGCACAGACCUCACACCGUACUACCUGAAUGAAGAGGACGCAGUGCACUUCCAUCAAGCACUGAAGCAAGCGUGUGACGAGCACGACAAAUCGUACUAUGAAAAGUUCAAGAAAUGGUGCGACGACUAUUUCUACAUUCCCCACCGAGGAGAGCGUCGUGGCAUCGGCGGUAUAUUCUUCGAUGACAUCGACGCACCUAGUCAGGAGGCCGCCUUCAAAUUUGUAACGUCAUGCGCUGAAGCAGUAAUACCUAGUUACUUACCUAUUGUGAAGAAACAUAAGGAGGACGCCUAUGGCUACUUCGAGCGCCAGUGGCAGUUGCUCCGCAGAGGUCGCUAUGUUGAGUUCAACCUGAUGUACGACAGAGGCACCAAGUUUGGUCUCCACACUCCUCAAGCGCGAUAUGAAUCCAUACUCAUGUCUCUACCUUUAAAUGCUAAAUGGGAAUACAUGCACCAGCCUAAACCAAAUUCUCCCGAAGAGAAGCUUAUGAAAGUACUAAAAGAACCCGUUGAAUGGUUAAAUUUGAAGAAAAGUGAAGGAAGGUCUACCGCAUAAGAUGUUAUAUUUCUUGUUUUGUGGUAAUGGGUUCAUAUAACAGUGUUAAACACUAUAAAAAUCGUUUAUAAAUAUUAUGAUAUAUUAUACAGUUUUAGAUAAUGUUUUAAA